CCUCCCUCGCCCGGCCGUGUCCUGGACGGUGUGAUUGGCGGAGCCGCCGCGGUCGGAGCGCAUUCACUCGGACGGGCGGAAAGAGCCAGCUGCACCUCGGUACGUCGACGUCUGCCAGCACUCAGUGAGCAGUCAUGAGCGAGGCACCUCUGAAGGAGCUGGUUCAGAAGGCCAAGCUGGCCGAGCAGGCGGAGCGCUACGAUGACAUGGCCUCUGCCAUGAAAGCCGUGACGGAGGACAGCGAGCAGUUGUCCAACGAGGAGCGGAACCUGCUGUCAGUGGCCUACAAGAAUGUUGUGGGUGCGCGCCGCUCAUCUUGGCGCGUCGUCUCCAGCAUUGAGCAGAAGUCAGAAGGCAGUGAGAGGAAGCAGGCCAUGGCCAAAGAAUACCGGGAAAAGAUCGAGAAUGAGCUGAAGGAGAUCUGCAACGAUGUUCUGGGUCUUUUGGACAAGUUUCUCAUUCCCAAAGCAACUGUUGCAGAGAGCAAAGUCUUUUAUUUGAAAAUGAAAGGAGAUUACUACCGCUACUUGGCUGAGGUGGCUACAGGGCAAGAGAAAAAAGGCAUUAUUGGAGAUUCACAGGGUGCAUACAAACAGGCCUUUGAAAUCAGCAAAGAAGAAAUGCAGCCCACACACCCAAUCCGUCUUGGUCUCGCCCUCAAUUACUCGGUGUUCUUCUAUGAGAUUCUCAAUUCACCUGAAGAAGCUUGUCAGCUGGCCAAACAGGCUUUCGAUGAAGCCAUUGCAGAGCUCGACACACUGAGUGAAGAAUCGUACAAAGACAGUACACUAAUCAUGCAGCUAUUGAGAGACAACUUGACACUGUGGACUUCUGAUAACCAGGUUGAGGGGGAGGAAACAGAAGAGCCCAGAGAUUGAGACAGACCUCCAUAGUCAUUCCUAUCUGCCUGCCAUUGUUCCAAGGCAUCUUCAUCAUGUUCAUCAACACUGCGACCACCUCAUUAUCAACAUCCAAGUCUCCAUGUUUUUUUUGUUUGUUUGUUUUCUUUUCUAUCUGGGGGUAUUCUCAUCUUACUCCUUUCAGUUUACUAAUCAUGUUGUUGUAACUGGGGGGAAAUGGGAGCGGUGGGGAGAUUGAGUUUGGGCGUGGCGUUGUAUUUAGGGUUGGAUUUUUGGCUGUUGAUCUUUUCCUGAGUUUGAGCUAUGGGUGUUGGAUGCUAUUAAAGUUCUAGGUAUGAGAGCAAGUUCUCAAUGCAUGCAGCAAGUUGAGUUUUUAAGAGUGAGAAAAGUGAUUAGACCGUAUGUAUAUUCUAAUUGCAAAUGGUGCUGUUUGAGUAACCGCAUCUUUUGAAGACAAAUCGUGGUUUCUUAAACAGUGGGUCGCUCAUCACACCUUAUCUGAAGAAUUACAGCUAAUGCAAACACCACGGCGGUGUCAUGGGGAGUUCUGGAGAUGAAGGGCAACAUUUUAUAAAGGUUACAUUCCAUUUACUGUCAGUUGUUCAACCUGCUACUCCGGUUUUUGUUUCUUUUUUUUGCUGGGGAAUCUGCUUUUGUAUUUCUAUGAAUCAAUUGAGGUAUAGAUUUUGUUUUAACAAAAAAAGCACACAACUUUGUAUUGUUGCUGUUUUGUAUAAGGACCACAGUAAAAACAAAUCCACAUUUGUAGAGUUGCUGCUUUUUCAAAUGGUUUUUUUGUUUGGGGUUUUUUUUUUUUCUUUCAGUAUUUGCCUGAACUAUUGGUAAUGGGUAGUCGGUGGAGAAGCACAGACAGGUUGUUUGGCUGGUUUGCUUUGUUUGUCUUUGGAUUUUCAUAACACCCAAGCAUAAGUGUUAUUUGGGGAGAAAUGUGUAAUUUCAUGUAAGUGGAAUAAAAAAGUCCAAACAAGA
Cololabis saira (Pacific saury) is the source of this 1850-nucleotide messenger RNA. Its product is annotated as 14-3-3 protein zeta-like. The transcript is spliced from 6 exons. The record is from RefSeq and is a predicted model, not a curated record. The coding region runs from base 135 to 878 and encodes 247 amino acids. Gene Ontology annotation, cellular component: cytoplasm. NCBI's taxonomy places the organism in Eukaryota, Metazoa, Chordata, Actinopteri, Beloniformes, Belonidae. Gene Ontology annotation, biological process: signal transduction.